AGAAGUGUUUGGAACAUUCGGUGUAGGAGGGGCUACAGAGUUAUAUAAUCUCAAGGCAGAACUGCUGAGAGCUUAGAGUGAGUUACACUGUGCACAAGAUAGAGGGGAAUCAGACACUGGAAACAUGUCUGGAAAACCCAAGCUUCACUACUUCAAUGGACGAGGCCGAAUGGAGCCAAUUCGGUGGCUCUUGGCAGCAGCUGGGGUUGAGUUUGAUGAAUGUUUCAUAGAAAAAAAGGAGGAUUUGACAAAGUUACAGAAUGAUGGAUCCCUGCUCUUUCAGCAAGUGCCAAUGGUCGAGAUUGAUGGGAUGAAGCUGGUGCAGACCAGAGCCAUCAUGAACUACAUAGCAACGAAGUACAACCUCUGUGGGAAGGACCUGAAGGAGAGAGCCCUGUACUGUAACAAAUUUGUGGAAGGACUGUUCGACCUGAAUGAGCUACUCCUAAUGCAUGUUCUCCAACCAGCAGACCAAAAGGAGCAACAUUUUGCUAAUAUGAUGGACAAGGCUGAAAACAGACACUUCCCUGUCUUUGAGAAGGUUUUGAAAGACCAUGGAAAAGACUUUCUGGUUGGCAACCAGCUGAGCAGGGCAGAUGUUCAGCUACUUGAAGUCAUUUUAAUGGCAGAGGAAUACAAACCUGAUAUACUUGCCAAAUUCCCGCUCUUGCAGAGCUUCAAAGCAAGAAUGAGUGCUAUCCCCAACAUAAAGAAAUUCCUGCAGCCUGGCAGCCAGAGGAAACCACUAGCAGAUAAGAAUGCUGUGGCCAAAGUGAUGAAAAUUUUCUACUGAGCUGCACUCAAAAGCCACAGGAACUUUGUUUCACUGGAUUUGCAGAUAGUAGCAGAGUGAAAUUAAUGGAAGGAGUGGCAAUGUCAAAUUAAUGGAAAGAGUGAAAAAAAGAUAUUUGAUAUCUCUUUUCUUAACUACAGGAUUGGUUUUUGCCGACUGCAGACAUUUCCAGGUAAAGCUACAUGAGCCUCCUUGCAAAGGAAAUAGUUCUGUGAUUAGGAUGUAUAUUGGACAACACAGGAUGCCUUAAUUAACUAAAGAGAAUAUCUGAAAUAAAGUUUCACUUUUG
Ficedula albicollis (Collared flycatcher) is the source of this 1082-nucleotide messenger RNA. Its product is annotated as glutathione S-transferase-like. Lineage: Eukaryota; Metazoa; Chordata; Aves; Passeriformes; Muscicapidae. Gene Ontology annotation, molecular function: glutathione transferase activity. The transcript has 7 exons. The coding region runs from base 125 to 793 and encodes 222 amino acids. Gene Ontology annotation, biological process: xenobiotic metabolic process; glutathione metabolic process. The record is from RefSeq and is a predicted model, not a curated record.